This is a messenger RNA of Magnolia sinica, 3130 nucleotides long. Its product is annotated as phospholipase D alpha 1-like. Gene Ontology annotation, cellular component: plasma membrane. NCBI's taxonomy places the organism in Eukaryota, Viridiplantae, Streptophyta, Magnoliopsida, Magnoliales, Magnoliaceae. The coding region runs from base 371 to 2809 and encodes 812 amino acids. Gene Ontology annotation, biological process: phosphatidylcholine metabolic process; phospholipid catabolic process. The transcript has 3 exons. The record is from RefSeq and is a predicted model, not a curated record. Gene Ontology annotation, molecular function: D-type glycerophospholipase activity; calcium ion binding.
UCUCUUCGUCCCUUUCAUCUCCUUCCCUGGGCUUCUAUAAAAAAACAUCAAAACUCUUCUCUCUCUCAUUCCUUCCUUUUCCAUAUCUCUUGCAUUUCUCCCAGGGAAGAUCGCAUCAGAUCUUCUUCUCCAUCCAUUUCCGUCGCUUCUAUAUUUAUUUCUCGCAGACGGUCAGAUCUCUUUCUUCUACUUCAGAUCUCUUAACGUGAGACUCUCCGUAGAGCUUAGCAUCAGAUUCCCUCUCCAAACGUAUAUUCAUCGUCCUUUCAAAUCUCUUUAUUCGAGUUCAGAUCUCUUGAUAAUACUCUCUACAAGAGUCUCAGAUCUCGUUAUUCCUGUUCGAUCGCUUCCCGAAUUCCUCUGAUCUGAGAUGGCGCAGAUCCUGCUGCAUGGAACGCUCCACGCGACGGUCUUCGAGGCCGAUGGACUCUCGAAUCCCGGCAGAACUACCGGAGCAGCACCGAAGUUCUUUCGGAAGCUUGUAGAAAACAUUGAGGAGACUGUUGGUAUUGGCAAGGGGACAACAAAGGUCUAUGCGACUAUUGAUCUGGAAAAGGCUAGAGUUGGCCGCACCCGAAUCCUUGAAAACGAACCUGUUAACCCCCGCUGGUAUGAAUCAUUUCACAUCUACUGUGCCCAUAUGGCCGCUUAUGUUAUCUUCACUGUCAAAGAUGAUAAUCCAAUCGGAGCAACAUUGAUUGGAAGAGCUCGUGUACCUGUCUCGGAACUCCUAAAUGGCGAGGAAGUGGAUAGAUGGGUGGAUAUUUGCGACAAAGACCACCAGCCUGUAGGAAGUUCUAGGAUUCAUGUGAAACUGCAAUAUUUUGAUAUUUCACAGGACCGUAACUGGGGACGGGGAAUCAGAAGUCCUAAAUUCCCUGGUGUCCCUUACACAUUCUUUCCACAAAGACAGGGAUGCAAAGUCACGCUGUAUCAUGAUGCCCACCUGCCGGAUAAUUUCAUCCCGAAAAUCCCUAUGUCCGGUGGGAAGUACCGCGAGCCACACCGAUGUUGGGAGGAUAUAUUUGAUGCAAUCACUAAUGCAAGACACUUGGUUUACAUCACCGGAUGGUCCGUAUACACUGAGAUCUGCUUGAGAAGGGAUUUGAAGAGGCAAAAGCCAGGAGGAGACAUAACUAUUGGUGAGCUCCUCAAGAAGAAGGCCAGUGAAGGUGUUAGGGUUCUGAUGCUCGUCUGGGAUGACAGGACCUCUGUGGGUUUACUGAAGAAGGAUGGAUUGAUGUGUACCCAUGAUGAAGAAACCGAAAAUUACUUCCAUGGUACAGACGUGCACUGUUGUUUGUGUCCCCGUAAUCCGGAUGAUGGAGGGAGCAUAGUUCAGGACUUGCAGAUCUCUACCAUGUUCACUCAUCAUCAGAAGAUUGUUGUGGUGGACAGCGAGAUGCCAAACAGAGGAUCACAGCAGAGGAGGAUCGUGAGUUUCGUCGGGGGUCUUGAUCUUUGUGAUGGGAGAUAUGAUACACCAUUCCAUUCUAUUUUCAGGACUCUGGACACAGCUCAUCAUGUUGAUUUCCACCAGCCCAACUGUCCAGGUGCUUUGAUCACGAAAGGCGGCCCAAGGGAACCCUGGCAUGACAUUCAUUCCCAGCUGGAAGGACCCAUAGCUUGGGAUGUCUUAUUCAAUUUUGAACAGAGAUGGAGGAAGCAGGGCAGGAAAGAUCUGCUAGUUCAGCUCAGAGACCUAUCAGAUAUCAUCAUCCCGCCUUCUCCUGUUAUGUUCCCUAGCGACAGUGAAACAUGGAAUGUUCAGCUUUUCCGUUCGAUUGAUGGAGGAGCUGCAUUUGGGUUCCCAGAGACACCUGAGGAGGCAGCUCGAGCUGGGCUAGUUAGUGGGAAGGAUAACAUCAUUGACCGGAGCAUUCAAGAUGCUUAUAUACAUGCCAUUCGUCGAGCGAAGGAUUUCAUCUACAUCGAAAACCAGUAUUUCCUUGGUAGUUCGUUCGGGUGGAAAGCAGAUGACAUCAAGGUUGAGGAUAUUGGUGCGUUGCAUCUCAUUCCAAAGGAACUUUCACUGAAGAUUGUCAGUAAAAUAGAGGCAGGAGAGAGGUUCACCGUCUAUGUUGUGGUUCCAAUGUGGCCAGAGGGGGUGCCAGAAAGCGCGUCAGUGCAGGCAAUAUUAGAUUGGCAGAGGAGGACAAUGGAGAUGAUGUAUACUGACGUUGUUCAGGCUCUCCAUGCGAAGGGGCUUGAGGCGAAUCCCAAAGAAUAUUUGACGUUUUUCUGCCUUGCAAAUCGGGAGGUGAAGAAGGAAGGUGAGUACACACCUCAGGAGGAACCGGAGCCCGAUUCAGAUUAUCAAAGAGCUCAGCAGGCCAGGCGGUUCAUGAUCUAUGUUCAUUCCAAGAUGAUGAUAGUCGAUGAUGAAUACAUAAUAGUUGGGUCGGCAAACAUCAACCAGCGAUCGAUGGAUGGUGCGAGGGACACUGAGAUAGCCAUGGGAGCUUACCAGCCAUACCACCUAGCAACCAGGCAGCCAGCCCACGGACAGAUCCAUGGCUUCCGGAUGGAAUUGUGGUAUGAGCACCUAGGCAUGAUCGAUGAAACAUUCCGCCAGCCGCAGAGCGUGGAGUGCGUGCGGAAGGUGAACAAGGUCGCCGAUAAGUACUGGGAUCUCUAUGUAAGUGAGUCACUUGACCGUGACCUGCCGGGCCACCUAGUGAGCUACCCGAUCGGAGUCACGAGCGAAGGACAGGUCUCGGAGAUGCCAGGGACGGAGUUCUUUCCAGACACAAAGGCCCGUGUUCUAGGGGCCAAGUCUGACUAUAUGCCACCAAUCCUCACCACAUAAAUGCAGCUACUGACAUUGAAUAAUCUUUUCUUCUUGUCAUUCUCAUUCACUACCAUCUCCCUCUCUCUUCUUCUUCUUCUUCUUCGUUUUUUCCUUUCUUCUUUCUUUCUGUAGUAGUAGUCAUUUGGGAUUGGGGAAUAAAAUUGCAUCCUUAUGUCUAAUGCUGGACCUGUUGUGAACAAGGCAGCUUCUUAUUGCAGCAAUGUCAGUCUUUGAGUGUUUCUUUUGUACUCUGAGACUGAUUCGUGUCUUGCUGAUGUGAAGAUGUGUAUUUGAAUUAUCUGCUUCUGGAUUAGUAAUUCAGGUAUUCUUUUAGAGCAA